This is a messenger RNA of Cheilinus undulatus (humphead wrasse), 4615 nucleotides long. RefSeq names its product upstream binding protein 1 (gene ubp1). The transcript is spliced from 16 exons. Bases 821 to 2449 code for a protein of 542 amino acids. NCBI's taxonomy places the organism in Eukaryota, Metazoa, Chordata, Actinopteri, Labriformes, Labridae. Gene Ontology annotation, molecular function: RNA polymerase II cis-regulatory region sequence-specific DNA binding; DNA-binding transcription activator activity, RNA polymerase II-specific. Gene Ontology annotation, cellular component: nucleus. Gene Ontology annotation, biological process: regulation of transcription by RNA polymerase II. The record is from RefSeq and is a predicted model, not a curated record.
GUGGCAGCCCUGCAGGCUUCACAGACCAACAGCCUGUAUGCUGAGGGAGCCAUGUUGAUGCCUGGUUUUAUAUCAGCCGCUUCGUUUUGGAUGGUCACAGGAGUGCGGAUGAUGGACUGGGAGUCUCACCUGUGAUUACGGUACCACGAUGAGAAGAGGAGAGCGAUUUGGGAUGGUUCAGGGAACGCUAGAGGAGAGCUGCUCUUAGGUCACCGGACAUCAUACAGUUGAUUCAGAGCAAGUGAAGUUGAUGCUAGUUAGCCUGGUAGCUAGGUAGCAACAGCUGUGCGGACGCUGCGUGGGAUGCGGCGUGUGGACUAAAACAAAACCCUCAGCUGUGCUUGUGACAUUUUUCAGGACCAACGUUAGCUGGACUGCUUGAAGGGACCAUUCCUGGAGUAACGAAGUGGCCGCUGGAUUCAUGUUAGCCUGCUUAAAUUGUCUCUGUAGAGCUAGGUAGCGGAUAGCUAACGUUAGCAUGCUGACAAUCAGCUCACGUCUUCAGUCACGACUAACGUUUAGCUAGCUACGUGGAGUCUAUCGUAUCAUCACUUUCAGAUAGUCGUGGAGCUCCGUGCAGUGUGAUAAACGACUCCUCUAAAUCCUGAGUGGAGAUAUGGCGACACAUCGAGUCUCUGUGGAAAGCUAUCAGUUCGCCUGCCCAGCUUGCCAAGGAGCGGCUAACGGGCUAGCAGCAUAACUUUCCUCACACGGUGUCCCUCACGAGCUGCAGAGCCCACUUCCUCGCUAGCCGUCCUCUCGUACCUGAAGCAAGCUGGCGGCCCUCCAAGUAGAAGCCGAGGACAAGGAGUUGGGGCCCAUGGCCUGGGUGCUGAAGAUGGACGACGCCACCAUAGAGUCGGGGCUGGUGCACGACUUUGAUGCCAGCCUGUCCGGCAUCGGGCAGGAGCUGGGGGCUGGAGCCUACAGCAUGAGCGAUGUGCUGGCUCUGCCCAUCUUUAAGCAGGAGGACUCCAGCCUUCCUCCUGAAAAGGAGACCAAAAAUCCCCCAUUCCAGUAUGUGCUGUGUGCCGCCACCUCGCCUGCUGUGAAGCUGCACGACGAGACGCUCACAUACCUAAACCAAGGCCAGUCUUACGAGGUGCGUAUGUUGGAUAACAGGAAUCCAGGGGAGCUACCAGAGCUCAACAACAAGUUGGUGAAGAGCAUAGUGCGGGUGGUGUUUCAUGACCGCAGGCUACAAUACACAGAGCACCAGCAGCUGGAGGGCUGGAAGUGGAAUCGUCCCGGCGACCGUCUCCUUGACAUCGAUAUCCCCAUGUCAGUGGGCAUCAUUGAGCCGAAGACUCACCCCUCCCAGCUGAAUGCAGCUGAAUUCCUCUGGGACAUGAACAAAAGAACCUCUGUUUUUGUUCAGGUGCACUGCAUCAGCACAGAGUUCACUCCCAGGAAGCACGGCGGGGAGAAGGGCGUCCCCUUCAGGAUCCAGUUUGACACGUUCGCCCAGGGAGAGGGAGGAGAGUACACAGAGCACCUCCACUCUGCCUCCUGCCAAAUCAAAGUCUUUAAGCCAAAGGGGGCGGACCGUAAGCAGAAGACGGACCGGGAGAAGAUGGAGAAACGCACAGCCCAAGAAAAGGAAAAGUACCAGCCUUCUUAUGAUACCACUAUCCUGUCAGAGACAAGACUUGAACCCAUCAUAGAAGACGUGGGUGACCACGAGCUGAAAAAGUCCAGCAAGCGGACACUUCCCGCUGACUGUGGCGACUCACUGGCCAAGAGAGGCAGUUGCUCCCCGUGGCCGGAUAAUGCUUACGUCAGCACAAACCAGGCAGCUACUCCCUCCUUCAGCUCCGCCCCACUCUCCACCUAUACGACCUCCUCAGUACCAGACAGUGAUUCGUCCUCGCCCAAUCACCAGGCAGACCCUGGUAACCAUGGCAACUCAGAGCAGCUGAGCCCCACUGCCUCCAUACAGGACGCACAGAAGUGGCUGCUGAAAAACCGCUUCAACUCCUACACACGGCUCUUCUCUCACUUCUCAGGUUCCGAUUUGUUGAAGCUUACCCGGGACGACCUGGUCCAGAUUUGCGGGCCGGCAGAUGGUAUCAGACUCUUCAAUGCCCUUAAAUCCAGGUCAGUGCGCCCCAGGUUGACAGUGUACGUCUGUCAGGAGUCUCCCAGAGAGAGCCCCCUGCUGGAGACACAGGGCACCAGUGAAAACGAAGAACACAGCAUUUCCUCAAAUUUACAUGUGUAUCAUGCUCUGUACUUGGAGGAGCUCACAGCUGCAGAACUCAUCCGUAAGAUGGCAUGUGUGUGCAGCCUUCCGCUGGGGACGAUCAACCAGGUGUACAGACAGGGUCCAACAGGCAUCCUUAUCCUGCUCAGCGACCAGAUGGUUUACAACCUGCCAGAUGAAACCUGUUUUUUGAUCAGCACUGUCAAAGAUGAACUGGGCGAAGGACUCCAUCUAAUCCUGAAGUAGCGAGCAGGACAGAUGGCAUCACUAAUACUCCACCCUCUGUUUUGGAGUUGAAGCCUCCUCUCCGUCCCCUCCCUCGCACUGCCUCUCACUCUCUCCUCGUACCUCCUCCUCUUCUCUCUUAACCGCCCGCUUGAUGGAAAGCAGAGACUGCGUUAAGAAGCCAUGUAAAAUGUUAGAAUCUGACAUGGGUGUGUCCACUGUUUCAUAUUGAAAACACUAUUAACGGAGGAGGUCAGUUCAGAGAAGAGAGACCGGAGGGGGCUAUGAAGUUAGAGGAAACAUGACAACGUUGUAUGUAUUUUGAUUUUAUUAUUUUAUUUUUUGUCUUUUAUAUUGUUUCCUGCAGGGUGAGGGAGGGGGGGGGCUCCAGGAGAGGGGGUAGAGUGGCGUUCUGGCUUGAAGAAGGAAAUAUAAAGAAAGCAGAGUUUCCUUAUUGCUCGUUGCCCUUCCUACACAACGCACACAACCAGCACUAGGCCAGUAUUUGAUAACCUGUACUGCUGAACAGCAUGCGAUCUCAACAUACUAACCUGCUUCAAGGUGAAACCCAACUUACUCUGCUUGUUUAACAUUCGCGACGAGGGUUGUCUUAUUGAAACAUUUAUGAACGGCUGAGCUCGAUAAUGCCUGAAAUAUUCAGGACAAAUUCAUGGACGUUGACACAAGAAUUAAUUUAAUUUUCUUGUCAAACAGACUGAACUCACUCACUCACUCGUAUAAAGUCCAGCCAUAUCUAUCCGUCUCCUCAUGUGCGUCCUGUUCAGCCUGCGCUUUACCUGUUUUUAGUUGAUGCUUUAUUUAUGGAUCAGCUGUGUUUGUUGCUCUCAUUGAAUUUACUUUUUUCUGGUGCCAUAUCGGCUUUUUUAAAAAACUGAAUCUUUUGCUCACAUUCACAAACACAGUGCACACGUUCCUCAUCUUUGACCCAUCUGCUCUCUGUUCUGACCCUGUGACGCUGCUUUAGAGGAGUGGGGUUUAUUCCUUUUGGAAUGUCAGCCAUAAAUGUAAAAAAAACCCCGGCUGAUACAAGGACAGCAAUGCCUAUCCAAAAACCUUCAGUUAUGUGGACCAAAUGGGUUUCAGGUUGAUAGGCAUUUUCUGAAGAUGGCUUUGUACAUCUCUGUCACUAGAAGCAAUCAUGAAAUCCAUUAUGUGGUAAAAUUAAACCCUCAUGUAGUGGAGUUGCUCUACCCUGCAUGUACAUAAACCCUCCAUUCCAGGAUCUCCUCUGCAAGAACAGCACAGCACAGGCUGGAAGAAAUGUAUCACUGCAGUAGCCUGGUUUUGAAAGUCUUAAACCAUAGACUAGAAAAUCCUGGCAGCUCCACCUCCAUCGUCAAAAUGCUGUUUUUAAUGUAGCUAAGCAAGGGGAGCGCAAAGCGUGUUCACUUACUUUGAAAAGUUACAGGAAGUCUCACACGAGUCCUUGGUUUAGUCAACCCUCCUUUUUGAUUUUGGUGCACCAUGUGUGGCGAUUUGCAUCCAGUUUGCACGCCUCAAAGUGUCAGAUGAUGUGUAUGCGUGUGUGAGCAUGUGUAUUAUUUUUUUUGUUCUUUCAGAAAAAACUUAUGUCAGUAGUAGUCAUGAAAUCUUUCCUGUUGGUAUGAUGUAACUGUUUAGCUUACUGUUUAGUAAAGAGCAUGAGGAGGAUGGGGAAGCAGGGAGGGAGGGAUAAAGGAUUUUCAGUGGGUGUUAUUCCUCCUGUUUUCCCCAGAAGUUAGAGACCAAGUCUGCACUGAAAAAUCACAAAACUCAAGCUUGAUGUGUAGUCCAUAGUCCUACAGCCACAACCUCUUUAUACCCACCUAUAAGAAAGAGAAUAAGAGAAUAAAAAAUGUAAAGACUGAGAAGUUUGUCUCCCCACAUGCCAGAGCCAGGACUGUAGCUCUUGUGAUGUUUACAAGGCAAAGUUAACUGUGUUCAUAGACUCAAAGAAUUAGAGUGUAAUAGAGCGGAUGUGAUACCAAGUUUUGGUCCCCUGAAGGCCUGACCCAGUCGUCUGUAUGUGUGAGUGUGUGUUAUUGAGUGUGUUUGAGAGAGUGCGAGCAGGAGAGGUGACCACCGUUCAUGUUCAGCCUAAUGUCAAUGAUGAUGCUUCUCGUGCACAGUAUCGUAUGCUGGAGAUGUACACAACCACGUGCUGGGAAUAAAUGAUUUCAUAACUUU